This is a messenger RNA of Rubroshorea leprosula, 1178 nucleotides long. The record is from the annotation of a GenBank genome assembly. NCBI's taxonomy places the organism in Eukaryota, Viridiplantae, Streptophyta, Magnoliopsida, Malvales, Dipterocarpaceae.
GGAGCAUAACAUUAAGUAGUAACAAAUUAAAAUCUUCAAGUAAUGGAAAAUCAAAACUCGAUUGUUGUGUCAUUCAUUCUUCUCCCUCUCUUCUUAGCUUCUGCUUCUGCUCAACUCAGCCAAAACUUCUAUGCUAACACCUGCCCCAACGUUGAGUCAUUAGUCCGCUCUGCAGUGGAAAAGAAGUUCAAUCAAACUUUCAUCACAGCCCCCGGUACUCUUCGACUCUUCUUCCACGAUUGCUUCGUUCGGGGAUGUGAUGCCUCGGUGCUGUUGGCAUCGCCAACUAAUCAGGCUGAGAAGGAUAGUGCUGAUGACCGUUCACUCGCAGGAGAUGGGUUCGAUACCGUGAUCAAAGCAAAGGCAGCAGUUGAUAGUGAUCCCAUGUGCACAAACAAAGUUUCAUGUGCUGACAUACUUGCUUUGGCAACUAGAGAUGUUGUCAAUUUGGUAGGAGGACCAUUUUAUCGAGUUGAACUGGGGAGACGCGAUGGCCUGAUAUCUACUAAGACCAGCGUUAACAGCCACCUUCCGAAACCUGGGUUUAAUUUGGACCAGCUCAAUACCAUGUUUGCCAGUCAUGCUCUCUCCCAGACAGACAUGAUAGCAUUGUCAGGUGCACACACCAUAGGAUUCUCCCACUGCGGCCGCUUCUCCAACCGAAUCUACAACUUCAGUCCCACAAACAGAAUCGACCCAACACUCAACUUACAAUAUGCAUUGCAGCUGAGACAAUUGUGCCCCGUAAAUGUUGACCCCAGCAUCGCCAUUAACAUGGACCCAACCACUCCUCAGACCUUCGACAAUGCCUACUUCAUGAACCUUCAGCAAGGAAAGGGCCUGUUCAGCUCCGACCAAAUUCUGUUCACAGAUCCCAGAUCGAAACCGACAGUCAACCUCUUUGCAUCAGAUAAUGCAGCUUUUCAACAGGCCUUUGUAACUGCCAUUACUAAACUUGGUAGGGUGGGAGUCUUGACCGGUGACCAAGGCGAGAUUAGGCAAGAUUGCACCCGCGUCAACUAGAAAUUUCUUCUAAUUAGGCCUCUUUCUUUGUUCUUCUGAAUUCAUUUGAGCUGUUUCUCCUAUCAAGAUUGAUGUCCAUGAAAUUUGAAUAAAACUGUUGAAUAAUGUUGCUCCCUUGUAAUGUGAACGUGAUGAAUUAAAAUCCCACACUAAUU